Miscanthus lutarioriparius is the source of this 975-nucleotide messenger RNA. Lineage: Eukaryota; Viridiplantae; Streptophyta; Magnoliopsida; Poales; Poaceae. The record is from the annotation of a GenBank genome assembly.
AUGGGAGAGGAGAGCAACAAGGCGGAGAAGGAGACGAUGGAGCGGGCGUUUAAUCAGGCUGCUGGAAACUUGACGUGGCCGAUGUUGACUCGCACCAACUACCAGGGUUGGUCGUCCCAUAUCCAGUGCAAUCUCGAGGGGAUGUAUCUCUGGGAUGCGAUCGAGGAUGAAAAAGUCGAAAGACGCCGAGAUCGGCUGGCACUGGGAGCGAUGCUCCGGGGAGUGCCGCAGGAGAUGCAUUCCAUGCUCUUGAACAAGAAGACGGCGAAGGAGGAUUGGGAAGCAAUCAAGAUGGUGCGUCUUGGAGCAGAUCGCGUCAAGGAAGUUAACGCUCAAAAGGUCCUGGCCGAGUUCGAGGCGAUCGCGUUCAAGCGGGGAGAAACAAUUGAUGACUUCGCAAUCCGGAUCACCAAGCUAGUCACGGAUCUGCGCGGCCUCGGGGAGGAAACUGUGACCGAUGCACGCGUGGUGAAGAAAUUCCUUCGCGUGGUGCCGUCUCGCUACAGCCAGGUGGCAGUAGCAAUCGAGAUGUUCAAGGAUCUAAAAAACUUGACCAUCGAGGAGCUGAUCGGCCAUCUACGGGCGGCCGAGGAAAGAUUUGAGCCCUCGAUGGAGCAGGUCACGGAGAAAGCCGGAAAACUCCUGUUAACGGAGGAAGAAUGGGCUGAGAAGAACAAGAGUCGCAUGGUGUCAGAAUCAUCCACAUCUACUGCAAAGGGUGGUGGAGGCGGUGGACACUUGUUGAAGAACGAGAAGCACUGGAGGCGCAAGAACAAUGGCAGUGGUGAAGGGCAUGAGCCCGAACUUACGUCGAUGGGAACACCACGACGGAAAGGAAAAUGCCGCAAGUGCGGCGUCUAUGGGCAUUGGGGAAAGGAGUGCAAGAAAGCACCUCUGAAGGAGCGGCAGGAGGCCGCGCACCAUGCCAAUGCCGACGGAGAGAAUGGAGCACCGUCAUUGGCGGGGUUACUGUAG